UGUAUUUAUAUAGAUGUAACUGUCAAUACUCCUGGGAAAAAGACCCUACUGAAAUUGUUUAUUUAAUAAUUAAUGAAUGAAUAAAGUCUGAUAGUGUACCUGUUGGUAUAACUAAUAUUAUUCAUCAUGGACAUCAGCUCAUGUUAAUGUUGAACUUUAUAGCAUUCAGUUCAUUUAUUUGUGCUGUCAUCAUUCAAAUAACCAAUUGACUCAAGCAGUCCAAAAUGAAUCCAAGGAAAACUGAAAAUGUGCAGCUAGAAAAUUUGUUGAGUGAAUACUUUAGAUCAGUAAGUGUAGAAAAAAAAUUAAAAUAAUCAAUACCUAAGCAAAAAUUAAAGUAAAAAUUUAAAAUAAUGGAAUCAUUAUAUUGUAAUUUGAAAAAAUAUACAUUUCGUCUAUUUUGGUUUUCUCCAUGUAUUAUUAAAAAUACUUUAUGUAUCUAAAAACUAACCCCUUUGUCAAAGGUAAUGUGUUUUAAAAGGAACAUAACGAUCUCUUGUUAAUUUUCAAUUUUCAAGAGUUCUCAGUAAAUAUGAAAAACUGUGCAUAAACAUGGGAAAACCAAGAAAAACGUGAAAAUGAGUACUAUAUUAAAAAAAUAUUAAAGGAAAUAUGAAAUGCUUAUUUAAUUAUUUUACCAUAAUAUGACAUAUAUAUUAUUGACAAAGCAUCACUAUAAAUUGAACUCCGCUCAGAAUCAUUUUUAGUAAGCAAUGGUUUAUUGUUGUUUACAGAUACAAAUUAAUUUCCCCUCUAUAUCCUACCUUCCCAACUUCUCACCUACAACAGUGAUUGAACCCAUCACCAUUUUCCUAGGGCAGGUUUUUUUUUUUGUAUAUUUUGUGUCUGUGAACAACUUUUCUAACUGAAAACUUGCUCUGAAGUAUAGACUAUAGUAUCUCUGAAAGAUAAUUUUCUCUCGUUGGUGCAUUGGGAGGUCAUUUUUUGAUUUUCCAAAGGGUUUUUAAAAAUCAUGAUAUUGUUUUGUGAUUGUUGUUUGUUUUGUGUUUGAUUUUGAUGAUUGUUUUGAAAAACUAUAACCCGUAAUAAUAUGUAUUAAAUUAAGUAAAUAAAUUCAAAGUUUACUUAUCGAAGAACAAAAACGGUGUUUGAUAAUAUCUUAUAAUAUUUUACAAGGUGUAUGUCAAUUGUUGACAUAUAAUUGUGUACCUAUUGCGGAAAACAUUUUUAAACAAAGUUCUUUCAGUGACUUAAAUACCAUAAUAUUUUCAACUACCUUGUUUUGAUUGAAAUUCUUUAUAUAUUUGGGCGAUAAAAACAUUUCUUUGCAUAUGACUUAGUUUUUAUAGUUAUUGAAGUAAAAGUAAAAGAAUUUAGGUCAGUGUUGGAAAAUUUGUUUUGAAAAGUACUUAUAGGUACCUACAUAAUGAUAUUUUAGUUUAUAUGUUAAGUUUUUAAUGGGAAAUAUUCAUAAAUUAUACAAAAUUUACAACCGAUUAUCAAUAUGAAGGUAAUAAAACGCGAGGUUUAAUGAUGAAUUUUGAAUUUUGAUAAAACUAUUUCGGAGUAGUUGUUAAGCGGCCCAAUGUAAUAUCGUAGUUAUGCACAUUCGGAGCAAUGUUACGGUGAUGAAAUGCAAUUGUUCCGACUGAGUAGUCUAUUAUGUUCGGAACAGUUGACUUUCGUAGCAAUGGUGUCUUCCCCAAUACUUUUGACGUCGUCUGAAAUUGUGUCUAAUGUUAAUACUAAGGACAUUACUUUUGUCUUGUUACACUCGUUUUUAGAGAUGUUUUGGAGGUUAAUUUUUGAAAUUCAAAUGGGAACCUAUAUUCAAAAUUCCGCAAUUAGAUGGAGUGUUGGUUAAAAUACAUUUUGAUGCUGUAAACUUUUGAUUUUCUUUAACCUAUUUACGAAAUAUUCCACUUUUAGUUUAAGUAGGGGGAGAAUAUUGGGACACUAUUUAAAUAUCCCGUGCCGUGCCAUGCCACCAAACAAGCGCAUAGUGUUAUAAAUUGAAAAAUUGUUGUGUUAGAUAUAUUUUUCUCUAUUUUGAAUAUUUACAUGAUAAAAUGGCUGUAACUUGAAUUUUGAAUCACUCUGUAUAAUAUGAUACAACUUUUCUUUGGAUUUAUUUUUGCGAAAAUUUAAAAUUAAAUUUGAAAUGACCAUCAUCAUUUUUUCCCACUUUUAAAAAUACAUAUUUAAAUCAAUAUAAUCUCUUUGAGAAUAUUAAACAAUUUGAUUUACGAAAAAAAAAUAAACUAAAGUUUUUUAUUUUGUUUAAUUUGUAUAUUAUAAUAUAUGACCCAAGUAUUUAUAUGAAAUCAAGUAUCUAACUUUCGUCGAUUUUAUUAAUAUAUUAAUUAUCAGUUUAAAUUUAUUUUAAGAGUCUAAAAAAUCAUUAUAGUUUUCAGUAAAUUCUUUCAAAUAAAUUAGGUACUUAGUAGAUUUUAAUAAAAACACUGGUAAGUCAGUUUAAUUUUUUCAUAUUUUGCCAAACAAUCCAUUAACAAAUAAUAAAUUGGUUUAUUUAAAUGCUAUUUUGAAGAAUAAUUAUUCGGAUUUAAUGUUUUAUUAGAAUUUAAUAUAGUGCUCAUUGCUUGGUAUUUUUUAUUUUAUUUUAAAGCAAUAAUAUCUACUAUGUUUUCUAAAAAAUGUUUCAUCCAGUAACUCGAUGGAUAAACCAAUAUAAAUGGUAUAUACAUUAGUAAGAUAAAUCAUUUUUCGAAUUACCAAUUUUGAUGCCUUGUAAAUCGAAAAAAAAACAAUUCUAGUCAGUGUAUCAUUUUUUAUUUUCGUUUUUCAAACGAAAUAAUACAAUCAAACAUUUAAUUUCGACCUCGUUUCUCACUAAAAUUGCAUGUUUAGACAUAACAAUAAAAUAAAUAUAUAAAAAUAAGUACAUAACAAUACAUAACAAUUCAUCAAAAAAUAUUAAAUUUUAGAAAUAUCAUUUGAUAAUAACUUAUUAUUAAAUGAGGUUAAAAUUAGUUAUUAUAAACAACUAAUAUAUGGUAUAGGUAUUGAAGAAGUUAAUUUAUUCUACUACUUAGGUAACCAUAUCACGCAGGACAAUAAAUACACAACAAAAAUAAUAAAGAGAAUAGCUUUGACUAAGCAUGCCUUCAUUAAGAAUCAAAAUCUCUUAAUAAGUAGACACUUAUCGAUUAAAAUUAGGAAGCUAUUUAUUAAAACGUAUGUUUAGAGUGUAAUGUUAUGAACUAUCGAAUCCUGGAUUUUAAGCACCCUAUACAAAAGAAGAAUAGAAGCAUUAGAGAUAUAGACACGGAGAAAAAUUAUGAAGAUCAGUUGGAUAGAAGGGAAAUCUAAUAUAUGGAAGUGUUAAAUAUGAUAGACGAAUCUAGACAAAUUAUCAAAACGACGGAAAUAAGAAAAGACUAAGUUUUUUGGACACAAUUUGAGACAUAAUACGUUUAUUACAAAUAUUAUGGAAGGGAAGAUAAAUGGAAAAAGAGGAAAAGGUCGCCCGAGGGAAACAAAUCUGGGGAAUAUGAAGAAGCUACUAUCUUUAGCAAGUUGCGAAGAAGUGAAAAGAUUAGCAGAUAAAAGAGAGAAUUAGUUGCAACAACCAAGCGAAACCUUUAGACAAUAAUAAUAAAAAAUUACUGAUACAAUUAUUUAUUGAUAUUAUCUACAUUUUUUACGAGUAAUAUGAUAAUAACUGUUAGAAAAAAUCAUUCAAAGUUAAUAAAUUAUGUUGUUACUUACCUAUUUGUAGAUAUUUGUUUUUAAUGUAUUUGUUUGUAUAAUUAUUUAGAGAUCUUUUUUCCCGUAUGGAGCCAUUAGGGAUGAUAAAUCAUCCAUAAUAUGCAAUCAAGAUAAUACCGUUCACCAAAAAUAUAGCAAUAAUGAUGAUUUCACGUUUGAGUUUAAGACGUUUUGUUCCAUGACUAGCUUACACGGAUUUAUCCAUAUCGUAGAAAACAAAUUUAACCGAUAUGAAAAGUAAGUAAAUCGAUAUAAAAUAUAUUAGACUUUUACUCGUUAUCAGUGUUACCUUUUUAAGCUACACGAUUACGUACGUUUUUACCUAUACGAUUGCGUACCAAGUAUUAAGUGUUGUUGCCAAUUUUCAUACCAGUAUAUACCACACGACUACACGAGUGAAGUAGAAAUAAUUUAUAAAUACUUUCAACUUUGCGUAUUUCCAUAACCAUUAAGCCUUUAUUACUUACGUUUAUCUAUUAAUUUUUAGUACUAUAAAUGGAUCUGAAAGUUUUCAUAGAAUUUAUAACGGACAAUUUCAUAGUGCUCAUCUCCCAAAACAUGUCAUUCAAAUAUUAAAAGAAACUUAAAAUAUGCAGACAAGAAAAAUAGCAAAAAAAAGACUUAAAUAUAAUUCAACAUAUUAUAAACGCUUACGAUGAAUGCAAAAUCCAUACAAAUUUAAUCCAAAACUUAAAAGUGGUAGGUUAUAGAUUUCCGGAAAUUCAAAUUAAAUUUAUUAAAUUUAAAAUAAUUUGAAUUCAAUUAAAAUAAUUGAUUAUUAUUUAGUUAUUCUUAUUACCUAAAUUGUAUUAUUUAAUAUUGAUUCUUAUAGAACUGUACUGAAUAUUUAUUAGGUGAAAUUAAUAAAUUUGACAACAUUGCUUACAAUUUCAUACGCAAUCGUGUUUAUUUUUUUUUAAAGGUAUUUUUCAACCCAACUACAAACGUACGCAACUGUGUUCUACCCAUCAUAAUACUCCCGGUUAAACAUUUAUUUAUUUCUAAAUAUAAAAUUAUUAAUUUAUGUAUUUAAUAUUUCGUUAUUAAAAAUUUAGUAUUCCGUACAGAUAUAAACUAAAUUAUCUUAUUUAUUCUACCUUCUAAAACUUCCCACGUACACCAUUGUCAGUCAAUUGGCAGAUAACUUACAUUAUUCAAACAAUCUCACGAGUUACGGGUUAGUUUUAGUUAAAUAAAUAAAAUCUAUCAGUUUAUCAUUAAAAACAAUUAAUAUUUUUGUCUUAUUUUUAUGUUUUCUUUUCAUUCUUUAUUUUAAUUAAGAAUUAAUAGAAGGUACUUAGGUAGUCUAAUCUGUUGCAAAAAUAAAAAAUUGUAAAACGUUGUGGGCCACAAAGGCUCAGACAAAACAACAUUUUUCAACGCAUUAUUUUACUGUCAAUUUCGUAUAUUAUAGAUUCUAUUAUUAUUUUCUAUAAUAUAGAAAAUUAUUAACGUUCUGUAGCGACCUACAGUGGGCAAUAAUCUUAAUAUUUAAUACACCUAUUAUCAUUUCAGAUGGUUUUGGGCCAUUUGCUUGUUAGCCAUAUACGGACUGUGUGGCGUGGCGAUUUACAUGCUGAUAUUUAUGUUUUGGGAGAUGCCGGCCAUAAUAUCGUUGGACAAUUCCGUUUCGUCGGUUUGGACGCUUCCGUUCCCGGCAGUUACGGUGUGCAGUGCAAACAGGGCCCGUCUAUCCGUCUAUAACUACACAUUGGCCGAUGUAAAUAAUAUCGACCCUAAUGACAAGUAAACGUUUUUCUAUAUAUUAAUACAUACACUAUUACGAAUAUAUGUUUUGGUUAUUUAAUGUGUUGUUAAUAUUUUGUUUUUCCGGGUAAGACUUAUUCGGAACACGAUGUACGAUGUUUGCGAGAAAUAUCCACCGAAGAAAAAUUCGAAAUUCACUGCAGAAUUUCUAGACGGCCCUUCUGUAUCGAAAGUUUUAAAAGGAAGUAUUGCAAUACCUAAGGGUUUAUGUGUAACUUAUUAUGUGUGUUCACAUAUUAAGUUUUUUUUCUGUCGUGCUAUUACAAAUAAAAUAUUAUAAUUAUAUACUAGCAUAUAGCGAGAACUAUAAUUUAUUUGUUUUUAUACUUAUGUUAUUAAUUAUUGUAUUUUCUUACAUGAACGUGGUUUAUAAAAUAUUAAAAUAAUUACCAAACUAAUGUAUUAAUUUUAAUAGCUGAUAAUAUGUUAAUAUAAAUUUAAAAAAAAAAAGAAUGGACAUAUUUCGCACGUGGGUGUAGCCACUUUUGUAGGUGGGAAAUUGAGAAGGUAGGAUAUAAAUGGGAAUUUAAUGUAUACCUGUAAGCAAUGAUAAACUCCUGCAAACUAAAAAACGAUUCGGAGCGGAGUUCAGUUGAUAGUGUUGCUUUGUCAACAAUAUAUAUAUAUGUCAUAUAUUAUAGUAAAAUUAUUACAACAAUAAUGUGCGUUUCCAUGACAAAAAUGGUGGUUUAAAAAAGAUUUUAAAAUAAUAAAAACUUAAUAAUAACAAAAAAUAAACGGUUGCUAAUGACAACCUUAUUUUAAAUCUUUCCAUAUUUUUUUAGCCUAAUGAACUAGAUUUUCCUCAUUAUCUCGAUUAUGAUUGAGAACUUCAAAAAAUGAUCUCAUUAAAAUACCACCCAGAGAACAUUUCCUUUCAGAAAAAUGGAACAAAAAAGUGCUUAUGUUGUUUUUCUAUAGGAGCAAUAUUUUUUGUAAAAAACAAGCCAUCAAAAUUUUAAACAAAGGAAUCGUUGUACUGUAAUUUGAAAAAUGUAUAUUUUUCGUCGUGAAUAUUUGCCGUUUUACCUAUAAUUUUCUUUUCGGGGUUUUCCCAGUUUUUUUGAAAACACCUUGGAAAAUUAAAAAUGACCUCUCAAUUCAUCAACGAGAUAAAAUUACCUUUCAUAAAAAGUGCUAUAAUCUUUUUUGGAGCAAGUUUUCUGGUAGAAAAGUUAUUCACAGGCACAAAAAAAAAAAAGAUUAAAAAAAUACACAUACUCAUGGUAAAAUCAAUAGAUCCUUCGCUAUGCUCCGAAUCUAAAAUGAUGAGUUCAAUAUGGUUAAUGUCUAUUAUGCAUAAUAUAUUUUAUUAUUAAACAGUUGUAUUUAUAUAUUAUUAUUAUGACAAUUAAUUUUAACCAAACUAUAUUAUACUUACCAAUUUGAUUACUGAAUUCAAAUUAAGGACUUAGGUUAUGAUAAAAGACAAAUUGAAUAAAAAUAAAAGGAGAUCUAAUAAACCUAAUCAUUGAUGUAAAUACAUACUGGCGUAGACGCGUGUCGGCAUAAAUGUUGUAGGCGUAAAUACGUCGCUGUUAAGAUAUAAUAUCAUAUUUAAAACUUAACCUAACCGCUUUAUUUACUAUUACCUAGUUAAGUUUUAUUUUAAUAUGCUGAUUGUCUUUUGUGUUAACAGAAUUUGUCUUUUACAUGCGAAGAAAUUGUGAAGUCAUUUUAUUGGUUACGUACAUUAGAAACUGAUCCCUGCAAUCUUUGGUUUCAAGAAACAUAUACAUCAUACGGCUUGUGUCAUUCGUUUAAUAUGAUGCCUAUGGGAGAUUUAUUGAACGGAAUGGAGUAAAUACAAUUUAUAAAUAAUUGGUAUCUGUCUUCUUCUUGGCUGUAUAACUUUCCAAUCGUCUUCGUUGCCACCGUCAUAGCCUUCCAUUUAUCCAUCUAUACCUAUCCUGAACAGCUUCUCUCCAAUCUUCUACGUCCAUCGUUCUAAGUCUUGCUUCACCCCGUCAAGCUAUCGCUUUAUCUGUCAUCGAUCUUUCCCCACAGCCUUUAUUUUAUCUUUCCUCAUAACGUGACCGAACUAUUAUAAUUGUUGAGCUUUUAUAUAAUUUGUUACUUUGGGACUUUGCGUAAUUUCUUAGGUUUCGUCGUUUGUUCUGCGCCAGCACUUCAAUUCUUUAUCAUAUAGUGCACCACACUUUUUUUCAAUAUCCUAUUCUUAAAUAAGGAUAGUAAUAUUUUCUCCGUUUGCGCUGUUAUCGUCCUCACUUCUAUCUAUACCUUAGCAUAGGUCUAAUUACGGUUAUAUAUAGUGUUACUUUGUCCUUCUCGAGAAUAAUUUGGAUUUAAAAAAUGUUAAUAGCACACAGUAACCUUUUUUUGUUUUAUGUAUGCGGUUUACUAUUUUGACGAUCCAGUUAUUAUUACUUCUAAUGAUAGUUCCAAGGUCUACUUUUUCAAAUAUCAGUCCUUCUGUUGCAAUUAGUACCUCAUAACGUUACCCAAUAACUCAUAUACAUCACUUUGGUUUUUUUUCGUUUACUACUAAGCCUAUUGCUUUCGCUUUAUCAAUUAAUGUUACUGUAUUUUACACUACCAUUUCUUUAUUGUCUCCAAUUCGGUUUAGUUUAUUCCAGCACAUCUAGCAAAAAUGCACCCCCAGUCCACAUUUAUUUUAUUGUACACUUCUUAUCAUAAUUUCCAAUGCUAUAUUAAAUAGCGAGGGUGAUAAUGUAUCUUCCUGUUUUGGGAUUGUAAUAAUUUGAAACUCUUCUGAUGCGGUUUGGUCUACCCUUAUCUGGUAUUUUGUACCUUCCAUACACAUUUCUGUUAGUGCUAUUCAUUUUGCUGGAAAUCCAAAUUCAGACAUUAUAUCAUACAAGCUUUCUCAGUGUAUAUUGAUGUAGGCUUAAUAAUUAGGAAUAUAAUUUAAAUAUUAGUUAAUCGUUGGUAUGUAUGUUUUUUAGUGAAUGGUCACUAGAGAACAAUCACCACUGGAAAAAUUAUGAAAGUAGUUGGCACCCGGAUACCGGGUAUAGUGAAAAUGCAUUAGUUAGUCAUUUGCCGAUAAGGACAUUUGGCGAUAAAGAUUACCAUAGCGCCACUAUGCAGUUAGAUUUCCACACUAAUGAUUCUAACCAAGAAUGUGCGAAAGGAUUGGAUGUUUUUUAUGUACCUACACUUUUUUAUUUUUAUAAACGGUUUUAUUAUUUCUAAAAUAAUAAUAAUUAGCAAUGUAAUUUAUUGAUUUAGAUAUUGAUCCAUAGUCCAGGUGAAUGGCCGGAUAAAUCACAUCCCACAUUAUUAGGCACCGUUGGUACGUUAAUGACAACGUCCGUCAAACCAGUUGUGGUGACUACCUCCAAUUAUUUGAGGAAUUGGGAUCCUGAAUUAAGAAGCUGCUACUUUCAGAAUGAGAAAAAAUUAAAAUUUUUCAAAGUUUAUACUCAAAAAAAUUGUCUCUUAGAGUGUCGAACCGAUCUCAUUUUAACACAUUGUGGUUGUGUACCUUUUCAUCAUUUUAGUAAGGAUUGAGUUACACUAAUAAAUUAUAAAGCAUCUGCACUACUUAUUAUUACAAAAUUGUAGCAAACAUACAUGUAUAUUGUAUAUAUAGGGAUAAAGAAUACACCAGUUUGUGGACCCGCUAAAAUAUCAUGUUGGGAGACUAUAUCGCGUAAGUUGAAGUUUAAUAAGAGCUAGAGCACACUACAGACUUUUAAAUUUUAAUCGGCCAACAGUUUGAUUGGUAUCGUGCAGUGUGCGAUUAUAUACUUCACACGAUAGAAUUCAUCGUGCGAAGUAUAUUUGAUCUUUUUCUUUUUAAUUGAUUCUGGGUCACCUUGACAGUAAGGGGGAAAAACGACUAAUAUUUUUUUUAUAUUACUAUUAACCUCAGAAUCGUUUUUUGUUUGUAAUAGUUUAUAGUUGCACAGGUAAAGUUUAUAAACUAAAUGACCUUGUAUAUAUUAUAUAUUAUUUCUAAUUACCCACCUACAACUGUGCUCUCCUAUGUGAGCAGUAUCAACUUUUUUAAAUUCAUAAUUUCUUCCGAAAAUAAAUUCUUUUGUGCUACUGGGUAUAAAUUAUAAUGUUUUUAAAAAAUGUAUAGUAUUUUGUACUAUUAUUAACAAAAAAAAAAUAAUAAAAAUAAAUCUUUUAAUAUAGGUGUAAUAAUUAAUAUUUAAUAUAAUUUAUCAAUAAAAUAAUAAAAUAUUAUAAUUUUGUUGUAAUACGAUAUCCUGCUAAUACAGUUCGACUAUUUGUAGUUUUGUGUGUGAACUGCGCACUUACAUAUAACACAAUACUGAUUACCCUGUCAGCAGAUCAUUUGGCCGUACUCCUAUGUAACCGAACGCCAAUUGUAAAAUCGAUUAAACUAUCGCCGAUUCUAAGUCUGUAGUGUGUACUAGUUUUAAUUAUUAUAGAGGUAUUAAAUAUAUAUAAAAAAAAAAAACAAAUCAUAAUGAAUUUUUAAAUUUUAAUAGACAUUUCGUUAAGCCCAUGCAAUUGUUUACCAGGCUGUAAUGAAUUUUCUUUCAAAAUAUCAUCAAUGAACGCACAGUUUAACACAUUGACUCAAGAAAGCGACGAGAGUGUAUCGUAAGAAUUAUGUGAUUUAAAAAUUAAGCAAUUAUUAACAUAAUAAACUAGGGAAUUGAAAAUAAUAUAAUUUAUGAUAUUUUGGAGUAUUUUAACCGAAGAACUACUUUAGUUUGCGGAACUAGGAUUUACCGUAAUUGACGAUAAUACAAGACAAUUACAUUACAUCACAAAUACAUUUAAUAUAAUACUCGUUUAAUAUCCACAAAAGAUUAAUGACAAUCUACUUAUUUAAAGAAGGAAAAUGUAAUGUGAAAUCCAUUAAGAUGGUACUCUAAAAUUUUAAAUCAGUAAUAUAUAUAUAUAUAUAUAUAUAUAUAUAUGUAUAUAUGUUUACUGUAUAGUAUAUAUAUUACAUAAGAAAUGUAAAACUUUGUUGAACCUAUAGUUUAAACAAUUUUAAAGACCGAAAGAUUAAUAAUAAUAAGGUAGUUUUUUGGAGUUUCUAUAGCUGUUUAUACAAAAAAUGGAAUAAACAUUUUUAAAACUUUCAACUGACCAAAAAUGUAAUAAAGGCAUUUUUUCGAUCGAUAUGGUAUUUCUCAUGUUCCAAAAAAAUAUACUUCUUGGCAGGGUCAUAGGUUUAUUUCAAUAUGCAUCGGGUGACUUUGUCACAGUGCGGUGCACCUAAAACUUUCUAUUCUCUUCGGAGGACAAUUCCUAUAAUUUUAUAACUGCACAUGCAUUAAUGGUAAUUCUAAUAUAAAUUCGAUCUAAUGUUUUGUUAUUGUUGAAUUUAAGUAGUAUGAAAAGAGUGGUUCUAAUUUGGGUACGGGUUUUAUACUAAUGCAUAGCCACCAAAACCGGUACUAUAUUUUAGCAUGGCCGCCCUCGCUAUCAUUCUAACCUUGAUUAUACCUAAUAUAAUCUAUAUCAUUAUAAUUCAAAUUUGUUAUAAUUUUAACCACGGUUAUACCCAUAGUAGUAGAGUCCAUUAGUUGAUACGGCGACGAAGGCACAGCGUAUGUAGCCAUAUUACACCAAAAUAUUUUUUUAAAAACAGUAACUAGUAAAACAAAUAACAACAAAACAGCUAAUACUCGAUGUGGACACAGACGAACGAAGACUGAUUUUAGUAUAUCUAGUUCUCAGUGUAGAGUCAAGCGAAAUAAAAUUUGUAUUUUGAGAAGGGCGUAUUUUUGGUGUAAAGAAUUUAAGAAGGAAUAUUGUUGGUGGGAAGAGUACACAAUUACUGAUAUUAUAAGGAAGAUAACAGUAGGUAUAAUCGUGGUUAGAUAAUGAUAAUAAGAUUUUAUGAUAACGAUAUAGAUUAUAGCAGGUAGGUAUAACCGUGGGUUAAAUAAUAACGAGGACGGCCAUGUAUAAGUAUAGUACCCCUUGGGUACUUACGUAUGGUACCGGUUUGGGCGGCCAUGUAUUAAUAUAGUACUCACACCCGGAUUAGAACUGAUAUUUUCAUACUUUUCAUAUUUUACGUACCUAGUAAAAAAAAUAAUAAUUUCAUGUACGGAACAAUAUACUCUAUUAAAUGUACCUAUUACAAUAAUAAAUUUUCUUUAUGUUGCAAUUUUAAAUUGAUUUAUUUUAGGAUUUCUAGCAUGGUAUUACUAAGUGUUUAUUAUCAACAUAAAAAUUACAUAGGUUUAAAUCGAAUAAUGACAUUCACAUUCAGUCAAUUUAUGGGUAAGUAUUAUUAUACUAUAAAAGUAAUAUUAUUAAAUUGAGGCCUAAUCACCUAACCUAACCUUCCCGUAUACGAUUGUUUUGUAAUAUUGUAUCGGAUUUUGUUGCAUCGAUUUAUUUUAGGUAACGUGGGUGGCAUAAUGGGAUUAUGUUUGGGCUUCAGCUUUUUGAGCUUAGCUGAAAUUGUUUAUUUUUUAACACUUCGACCGUUCGUGAACCUUUGUAAUACAAAAAGAAAAAGGAAACAAAUCAACCCGAUAUAUAUUUUGGAAUAA
Molecule: messenger RNA, 11939 nt
Organism: Cinara cedri
Lineage: Eukaryota; Metazoa; Arthropoda; Insecta; Hemiptera; Aphididae
Source: the annotation of a GenBank genome assembly